This is a messenger RNA of Trichoderma reesei QM6a, 882 nucleotides long. RefSeq lists its product as uncharacterized. NCBI's taxonomy places the organism in Eukaryota, Fungi, Ascomycota, Sordariomycetes, Hypocreales, Hypocreaceae. The transcript is spliced from 5 exons. The record is from RefSeq and is a predicted model, not a curated record. The coding region runs from base 1 to 882 and encodes 293 amino acids.
AUGCCGGCUGUCCAAGUUUUCAACACAACACGUGUAACAGGUGCAUACGAUAAAUCCCCCCACCCGCAAAUUGGAAGCCAAUCAUUCCUCCACCCAGUUGCCCAACAAGGGAACCGUGGCGCCACACCAUUUCAUCGUCCCUUCAUCACCAUCAAAAACCCAAUCAAUGAAGUCAGCCACACGCAAGAAAAUCAAGUUUCAAUCUUCACUACCAUUCACAACCCAAAACUCAACCAUCACAACUUGCAAAUACCCAAUCCAUACACACACAAAAAUGCCACCCCCCUGACGUCAGAUGCAGACGACCAUGCAGCCAGCCAGCCAGCCAGCCAGCAAGCAACUCCCUACACCCUGCAUCUUGUCUUCAUGCACCUUUCUUUUUUGGGCAUGUCCAUUGGAGUCCUGUUUGGACCUAAGAUGCGGGCGCAGUCCCUCUUCGCCGUGUUCCUCACGUGGAUUCCAAAUUCCCCAAUCGCUGCGUCUUACCUUGCAUAUCUCUCUCUGCUUGGCAAGGCGACACCAAGAGAGAAAACGACUCCCGCACAGCCUUGGCAAACGCCAUCUAGAAGCCCAUCCGUACCUUACCUCGAAUGCAAAAGAACCAAUCUUCUUCACCCAAAUCUCUCUAUUAGCAGUCGUAUUCCUUCUCGCAUGUUUGCUUUCAAAGUCAUGCAGCUACUUCGCGCCAUCACAGUCCACGCUGUCCAAACAAACUACCUUACCUACCCUAGCACCUUUUCUACCCGAAUCCCAAAUUCAUGCAACGACCUAAAUCAUGCCAGACUCGAGCUUCAUAGAUGCCCUGUCAUGUCAGGCGCCAACAAGAUCCUCCCGACGCUACGAGUCAGAUGCCCAUGGGAGACACAGCAUGACAGCACGUAG